This is a messenger RNA of Haemonchus placei, 294 nucleotides long. NCBI's taxonomy places the organism in Eukaryota, Metazoa, Nematoda, Chromadorea, Rhabditida, Trichostrongylidae. The record is from the annotation of a GenBank genome assembly.
AUGACGGUUGCAAAUGAAGUCAAACUUGUGAUUUUCGACAAAGAUGGUACCCUAGUCGAUUUCCAUCGUAUGUGGUUGCCUUGGGCAGCGAAUACGGUACAAUUAUUAGAAAGAGCCACGGGACGACCUGUGGGUGCAGCUGUCUACAAGACCCUUGGUGUGGAUCCGAUCCAGGGCAAAUUGGAUCGCGCUUGCAUGUUCCUCGAUGACGCAAGCAUAGGUAAUUCGGAGACGAAAUGUCCGCCGCUCGCCUCAUGGACAGCCCCGAUUCGAUUUUCGGCAGUCGUUCUCUGA